AUGGAGAAAAAGGCGGGAAAAUUCGGGAUCGGAUUCGAGGAUUCCGAGGAUUUGCCGUUGGCCAAAUGGGCGGAAAAAGGGCGGAAAAGGGGCCGGGAAAAGGAGGAAGAGCCCGGGAGGAAGAGGAGGAAGGAGGAGGAGGAAGGGGAAGAAUGGUGGAGGCAGAGGAAGGACACACCGGAAGUGACGCGGCUGAAGCGAUACCUCCGCGCCGCUGGGUGGCGCCCUAACUACAAGCGGCUGUUCCGGAAGUGCCGGAGCCAGCGGGAGCUGCGGGAGGCGCUGAGGGAGCCCUGCGCGAGAUGGGCCUGCACGGGACCCCCUCCCUGGCUCGGUGCCGCCGUCUCCGCCGGCGCCGCGAGGAAAAAGCCGAACUCGCCGCGCUCGACGCCUCCAACAUUUUACCAGCCCGAUCCCGCCGAGGGAAUCCGGAAAAUUCCGGAAAAUCCCCCCCGGAGUCGCCGCUGCCCCCCCCGGAUUGGUCGCGGCUCCGCGGCGUCGUCAGCUCCGACAGCGAGUGAGGGACGGCGGAAUUUGGGGGGAAAUCCACGGAUUUUGGGGGUUUGGGGUGAAACCCACGGAUUUUGGGGGGAAAUACACGGAUUUUGGGGGUUUUGGGGAAAAAUCCCGGAUUUUGGGGGGAAAUCCACGGAUUUUGGGGGUUUUGGGGGUGAAAUUCUGUAUUUUGGGGGGAAAUCCCCGGAUUUUGGGGGGAAAUCCACGGAUUUUGGGGUGAAAUUCUGGAUUUUUGGGUUGAAAUCCCGGAUUUUGGGGUGAAAUCCCCGGAUUUUGGGUGUUCUGGGGUGAAAUCCCGGAUUUUUGGCAUUAAAUCCUGGAUUUUUGGGGGGAAAUCCCUGGAUUUUGGGGGUUUGGGGGAGAAAUCCCCGGAUUUUGGGGAGAAACCCACGGAUUUUGGGUGUUUGGGGGAGAAAUCCCGGAUUUUGGGGGGAAAUCCACGGAUUUUGGGGGUUUUUUUUGGGUGAAAUCCUGUUUUUUAUGUUUUUUUGGAGUAAAGCAGGGAUUUUUGGGGUGAAAUCCUGUAUUUUUAUGUUUUUUUUGGGGGGUAAACCAGGGUUUUUGGGGUUUUUCAGGGUGAAAUCCUGUGUUUUUAUGUUUUUUUGGGGAUAAACCAGGGAUUUUUGGGGUGAAAUCCUGUGUUUUUAUGUUUUUUUGGGUGCAAACCAUGGAUUUUUGGGGUUUUUUUGGGGUGAAAUCCUGUAUUUUUAUACUUUUUUGGGUGCAAACCACGGAUCUUUGGGGUUUUUGUGGUGAAAUCCCGUAUUUUUAUAUAUUUUUUGGGUGCAAACCACGGAUUUUGUGGUGAAAUCCUGUAUUUUUAUAUUUUUUUGGGUGCAAAGCAUGGAUUUUUGGGGUGAAAUCCUGUAUUUUUGGGUGUAAACCAGGGAUUUUUG
Messenger RNA from Poecile atricapillus (Black-capped chickadee), 1412 nucleotides. RefSeq names its product 34 kDa spicule matrix protein-like. NCBI's taxonomy places the organism in Eukaryota, Metazoa, Chordata, Aves, Passeriformes, Paridae. The record is from RefSeq and is a predicted model, not a curated record. The coding region runs from base 1 to 777 and encodes 258 amino acids. The transcript is spliced from 6 exons.